AUGUUCUCCAAACUUGUCCAAACACGCACUAUGGGUGCUCUCUGCAACCUUCGGGCUUCUAUGAGCUCAGCUGGACCUGCAGCCACUGAAAAUCCUGUGGAAGAACCAUUAAACUCAGAAUAUGUAUAUGAAAGAGAAGCAAAGUACGGGGCUCACAACUACCACCCUCUGCCUGUUGCUCUGGAAAGAGGAAAAGGUGUGUAUGUGUGGGAUGUGGAAGGCCGGAGGUAUUUUGACUUCCUGAGUGCGUACAGUGCUGUGAACCAGGGGCACUGUCAUCCCAAGAUUGUUGAUGCUUUGAAGUCUCAAGCAGAUAAACUGACACUUACUUCUAGGGCUUUCUACAACGAUGUCCUUGGGGAAUAUGAAGAGUACGUGACAAAACUAUUCAACUACAACAAAGUUCUCCCUAUGAACACAGGUGUUGAAGGUGGUGAAACGGCCUGCAAAUUGGCCCGAAAAUGGGCAUACACUGUGAAAGGCAUUCCCAAGUACAAGGCUCAGAUUAUAUUUGCAGCUGGCAACUUCUGGGGCAGGACUAUGUCUGCUAUAUCUGCCUCCACAGACCCUUCCAGCUAUGAGGGUUUUGGACCAUUUAUGCCUGGAUUUAAAGUAAUCCCAUAUAAUGACCUCCCUGCCCUUGAGCGAGCUUUGCAGGACCCCAAUGUGGCAGCUUUUAUGGUUGAGCCUAUUCAAGGUGAAGCUGGUGUCAUCGUUCCUGAUGAUGGCUACCUGACCGGCGUGAGACAGCUGUGUUCAGCAUAUAAUGUUCUGUUCAUUGCUGAUGAGGUACAGACUGGAUUGGCCAGAACUGGGAAGAUGCUUGCUGUAGACCAUGAGGAUAUUCGGCCAGAUAUUGUGAUCCUUGGAAAAGCCUUGUCAGGUGGAGUGUAUCCGGUCUCUGCUGCUCUUUGUGAUGAUGAGGUUAUGCUCACAAUCAAGCCAGGAGAACAUGGAUCUACCUAUGGGGGAAAUCCAUUAGCUUGCCGUGUGGCAAUGGCUGCUCUAGAGGUGAUAGAGGAGGAGGAGAAGUUGGCUGAGAAUGCCAGAUUAAUGGGGGAGCUGCUGAGAGCAGAGCUUAUGAAGGCGCCAUCAGACAUAGUGACAGCUGUCAGAGGAAAGGGUUUACUUAAUGCCAUUGUCAUAAAACAAACUAAAGACUGCGAUGCCUGGAAAGUGUGCCUCCGGCUCCGUGAUAACGGACUCUUGGCCAAACCCACACAUGGAGAUAUCAUCAGACUGGCACCCCCUCUGACUAUUAAUGAAGAGGAGAUCCAGGAGUGCACUGAAAUUAUCCACAAGACAUUGCUUUCAUUUUGA
This is a messenger RNA of Staurois parvus, 1320 nucleotides long. The record is from the annotation of a GenBank genome assembly. Lineage: Eukaryota; Metazoa; Chordata; Amphibia; Anura; Ranidae.